GCCGCCCUCUCCUCCGGAUCCAUCUCCGGCCCAUCUUGCUCCAGAUCCGGCCCGUUCCGCCUCCGGUGCCCCGAUCCGGCCCGAAAGCUCUACGGUACGCUCACCGCAGCCCUUGGUAACCUCACCGCCCUCCAGAUCCUCUCGCUUCCUUUUCAUAACUUCACUGGCGAGAUCCCCGCCGAGAUCUGGGAGCUGGAGAAUCUCGAAGUCGUCGAUCUUGAAGGUAACUCGCUAACUGGAACCCUAGCUUCUUCGAGGUUGAAUGGACGAUUGAGAGUACUUAAUCUGGCUUCUAACUUGUUUACUGGUGAGAUUCCGGUAUCUUUGUCUAGAUGUGUUGGGUUGGAAACCCUAGAUCUUUCUGGUAACAGGUUGAAUGGAACUAUUCCGGAGUUUGUUGGGGGUUUUGUGAAGCUGAGGGAGUUGCAUUUGUCGUUUAAUCGGAUUGGGGGUGGAAUUCCUGAGGAGAUUGGAGACUGCCGGAGUUUGGAGGUGCUGGAUUUGUCGGGGAACCUUUUGGUUGGUGGAAUUCCGAGGAGUGUUGGGAACUGUAGUGAGAUGAAGUAUUUGAUGCUGUUUUCCAAUCUUUUGGAUGAUGUUGUUCCUUCUGAGCUUGGGAGAUUGAGAAAGCUGCGAGUUUUGGAUGUUUCGAGGAACAGUUUGAGUGGUAGGUUGCCUGUGGAGCUUGGAGAUUGUGUUGAGCUGUCGGUUCUUGUGCUUUCGAACCAUUAUGAUCCAAUGCCGAGUGACGAUCCUUUGGAUUAUGUUGAAAAUGAUGAGUUCAAUUAUUUUCAGGGUGGGAUUUCUGAAAGGAUUACAUCUUUACCGAAGCUUAGAAUACUUUGGGCGCCAAGAACGACAUUUGAAGGGGAGUUUCCGAAGGAUUGGGGUGCAUGCAUGAGCUUGGAAAUGGUUAAUCUGGGUGAGAAUCUUUUUACUGGAGAAAUUCCGGCAGGUUUUGGCGGAUGCAAGAAUCUGAAGCUUCUUAACGUGAGCUCGAACAAUUUGACAGGUUGGCUAAGGGAGGAUCUCCCAGUGCCAUGCAUGGCUGUAUUCGACGUGAGCAGGAAUAAGUUAUCGGGCACGAUUCCAAGGUUUAAUUACGAACAAUGCCCUCUGCCUUCCUUCGCACCCGAUAGCUUGCCUGCAAUGUAUUCUUCGUUCUUCGAGCAUAGAACUCAUAAAGGCAUUGUCUUUCCUUCUUCUAAAUACACAGGUAAUGCUGAAGUUUAUCAUAAUUUUGGAAGGAAUAAUUUUUCUGGCAGUUUGCCUUCUUUCCCUUCUGGUGGGUUUGGCAAGGAAACUACGUAUGCAUUUCUGGCAGAUGGGAAUUCUCUUGUUGGAUCAUUAAAUGAUAUCCUAUUUGGAAGGUGCAGUACCUUCAAUGGUUUGAUCCUUAAUUUGAGCAAUAAUCUGAUAUCUGGUGCAGUUCCAGCAGAUAUAGGUGCUAUGUGCACUUCUCUUGUAGUUUUGGAUGUUGCUGGUAAUAGAAUUACGGGAAUGCUUCCUCAAAGUAUUGGGUCUCUGCGCAAUCUUGUUGGUCUGGACUUGAGCAUGAACCGACUUCAGGGUCAGAUACCUACAGAUGUUGGUAAAUUGGAGCGUUUGAAUUAUCUCAGUUUAGCAAGUAACAAUCUCACUGGGCAGAUUCCUUCCGAAUUUAAUAGGUUGCUUUCUCUUUGGUUGUUAGACCUUUCGUCAAAUUCUCUCACAGGGGAGAUUCCUAGUAAUCUUGUGGCCUUGAAAAAUCUCACGAUUCUUCUUUUGAACAACAACAAGCUUUCAGGAAAGAUUCCUUCCAGUUUUGCUAAUGUGACAUCACUCUCCACAUUUAAUGUGUCAUAUAAUAACCUAUCAGGGCCUUUGCCAUCGAAUGCCAAUACUUUUAGAUGUGAUAGUGUUGCUGGCAACCCUCUGCUCCAGUCUUGCCAUGUGUCUUCUCUUUCUAUUCCACCAUCAUAUGCGCGGGGGCGAAAUGGAGAUUCACAAAUAUAUGCAGAUCCGCCACCAGAAGUUUCCGUUCCUAGGAGUAGCAGCAGUGGGUUCAGUGCUAUCGAGAUUGCCUCUGUCACUUCAGCAUCAGUUAUUGUCGCAGUCCUUCUUGUCCUAAUUAUCCUUUAUAUAUACACAAGAAAAUGUGCUCCUGGGUCCUCAGCCAACUCUCUUGGAAGGCGGGAAGUCACCAUUUUUGUGGACAUUGGAGUUCCAUUGACGUAUGAAAAUGUUGUGCGAGCUACAGGGAGUUUUAAUGCAAGCAACUGCAUUGGAAGUGGAGGGUUUGGAGCCACCUAUAAAGCAGAAAUUUCACCAGGAGUUCUUGUGGCUAUAAAGAGACUCUCAAUAGGAAGGAUCCAAGGGGUUCAACAGUUUCAUGCAGAAAUUAAGACUCUCGGGAGAUGGAGGCAUUCCAAUCUUGUGACUUUGAUAGGUUAUCACAUCGGGGAUGUAGAGAUGUUUCUCAUUUAUAAUUAUCUUCCAGGAGGCAACUUGGAAAAGUUUAUACGGGAAAGAUCCAAAAGAGCUGUCGACUGGAGGAUGCUGCACAAGAUUGCUUUGGAUGUUGCCAAAGCACUUUCUUAUCUCCAUGACCAAUGUGUACCACGUAUCCUUCAUCGCGAUGUGAAACCAAGCAAUAUCUUGUUGGAUAAUGAUUUUAAUGCCUAUCUGUCAGAUUUUGGAUUGGCGAGACUUUUGGGUAAUUCUGAAACUCAUGCAACUACUGGUGUCGCUGGGACCUUUGGAUAUGUAGCUCCUGAAUAUGCGAUGACUUGUCGUGUUUCUGACAAAGCCGAUGUCUAUAGCUAUGGUGUGGUCCUUUUGGAAUUGAUUUCGGACAAGAAAGCCUUGGACCCUUCCUUCUCUCCAUAUGGUAAUGGCUUUAAUAUUGUUGCUUGGGCAUGCAUGUUGCUUGAGAAAGGCAGGACACGUGAGUUCUUUACUGAAGGACUUUGGGACGUGGCACCGCAUGAUGAUCUGGUAGAGACCUUGCAUUUGGCCGUCAGGUGUACUGAUGAUUCUCUUACCAUCAGGCCAACAAUGAAUCAAGUUGUGCGACGACUCAAGGAGCUUCAACCGCCAUCUUGUUAACAUUAAAACACCUCCUUUAUAAAUGCUUGACCUUUAGAAAGAUUCAGAUUUUAGAGACAAAUCCUGCGUGAUAUGAGAGGUGGUGUAUGUAUAUAUUUGUGAUACAUCCGAGAUGCAUUGGAAUGGGCUCUCUUCAAGUGUACAAUUGAUGUGGAGUAAGAAUAAGUCCAAGUAAUCCUAAGAGCAAUUGCACAGUUACAUAAAGAAAUGGAUAAGAAAAUGGGGAGGAAGUCUCACUGACGUUAUACUUCAAUUUGUAGUUAGCAGCAUAAUUAACUAAAAAUGAUGCGUUCUGCAUCACAUUCAAGGGGAAAAUGUUCUGUAUAAAUAAUGAGAGAUGUAUAUCUGGCGUUUGGACUCCCUUUCUCUGCUUGGGUCUCUGAUUGCUAUUGCGACUUGCAUGAGGAAUGAUAAAGGCCGUUGAAUUAACUUCCAUUCUCAUUUUCAAGUUUGUACCUGUAAGUUGUUUUGGAGAAAUUUUGUGGUAAGUUAAUUCUGAGAGUAAUUCUGAUCCUAGUAAUUGGCUUAGAGGCGUUUCUGCUGCUUGUAAGUGACAUAACACCACGGAGAGCUAUACUCUUUCGUCGUGUAUGUCAAGCUGUCUGAUGUGUGAUCUUAGGUGUUUAAGAUACUUGAUAUGCCCCUAUGAAAUAAUGAUGGGAUGAUUAUUUGAUGAUUA
Messenger RNA from Asparagus officinalis (garden asparagus), 3766 nucleotides. RefSeq names its product LRR receptor-like serine/threonine-protein kinase RPK2. Gene Ontology annotation, biological process: protein phosphorylation. The transcript is spliced from 4 exons. Gene Ontology annotation, molecular function: protein kinase activity; protein binding; ATP binding. The annotation marks the transcript as partial. Lineage: Eukaryota; Viridiplantae; Streptophyta; Magnoliopsida; Asparagales; Asparagaceae. The record is from RefSeq and is a predicted model, not a curated record.